Molecule: messenger RNA, 1746 nt
Organism: Zingiber officinale
Lineage: Eukaryota; Viridiplantae; Streptophyta; Magnoliopsida; Zingiberales; Zingiberaceae
Product: probable NAD(P)H dehydrogenase (quinone) FQR1-like 2
Exons: 2
Coding region: 819-1571 (250 amino acids)
Molecular function (GO): FMN binding; NAD(P)H dehydrogenase (quinone) activity
Source: RefSeq, a predicted model, not a curated record
UCCACCAUCACCUGCACCGCCGUCCGAUCCCCGCCGGUAUCCCCCCUCCGUCGCCACCGAACGAUAAAAAUAACUGCUCGGUCUGUGAGCGUUGAACCCGGUCCAAUGGAGAUUGGUUCGGCCGGACGAUAGUCACAAUUGGAUCGGAUGGCCUAGAUUUCAUGUACGCUGUCGGUCGCGGACAGAUGAUUGGGUCGAACCCGAACCGGAAUAUCGUGUGGAGCUCAUCAGGAAUUUUCCGCAGAUUGAAUCUCUCUUUGGACGUAUUUGAAGCCAGCGAAGCAGUGCGCCUGCCUCGAGAUCAUCUCCUUCCUGUGCAGCCGCUCGCAGAGUCACAGAUCUCGAAAUCGAUUGCCGGAACACCCGUCGUCGAAUUUUUCAUUCCCUUCCCUACCGGUGAGUAUUUUCACCGAUAGAUCCGUUUUAUUCGCGUCUGCUUCAGUUACGAGCGAGGAUCAAGUGGAAUUUAGGCUCCGAUCGAGGGAAAUUUUCAGAUCGGAGGAACUCCAUUGGCUUCUCAAUUUGAUCGGUAAUUGUUUACUUGCGAAAAUUGUGUUCGCUCGUCUACUUGUCAUUUACGAUAGAUUUGAGAGUCACCAGGUGUCUGUUGUCAAAUUGGAGCUUUCGGGGAUGAGUAAUUCAAGGAAGUCCCAAUAGGAAAGCGUGUUUUUUUGGAAGAGAACUGCCGGCCGAGGAAGAAGUUUCCAUUCACGGGCCGAAUCUCCAGAGAUCUGAAAAGCUUUGGGCUUCUUCGGAUCUCUGGAAGCAUUUCCCUGAUCUACUACUGCAGUUUCCGCAACUAGCGGUGAAGACACGCAAUGGGGAAAGGUGGAGGUUGCGUCCCGAGCAAGAAACGGCGUCAAGCGGCGACUUCGGAGAAAACCGCUGCCGCGAGGGAUGCUCCGAUCCCCAUCGAAGACCGGAGCAGCGUCGAGACCACCCCCGCGCCGCCGCCGCCGGCCAAGCUCAAGGUUUUCAUCGUGUUCUACUCCAUGUACGGCCACGUCGAGGGCCUCGCGAAGAGGAUGAAGACAGGGGUGGACGGCGUCGAAGGCGUCGAGGGGGUCUUAUACCGCGUUCCCGAGACGCUUCCGGCGGAGAUCCUGGAGCAAAUGAAGGCUCCACCGAAUGACCUGAGUAUCCCAGAGAUUUCCGCUGCAGAGCUAGUGGAGGCGGAUGGUAUCUUGUUCGGGUUCCCGACGAGGUUCGGGAGCAUGGCGGCGCAGAUGAAGGCAUUCUUUGAUACCACGGGACAGCUAUGGAGGGAGCAGAAGCUGGCCGGAAAGCCAGCUGGUUUCUUCGUGAGCACUGGAACGCAAGGAGGCGGACAAGAAACUACUGCUUGGACAGCCAUAACGCAACUAGCACACCAUGGAAUGCUCUUCGUUCCCAUUGGAUACACAUUUGGGGCUGGCAUGUUCAAGAUGGAUGAGAUCAGAGGUGGUUCUCCGUAUGGUGCUGGUGUUUUCGCAGGCGACGGCACUAGAACACCAAGUGACGUUGAGUAUGCUUUUGCUGAGCACCAGGGGAGAUACAUGGCUAAUGUAGUCAAGACUCUGGGACAUCAUUGAUUCUUUUGUGCUUGCCAAAUCCAUUUGCUUCUGCUGUGAUUUCCCAUGUAUCUUCUGAUCUCUUCCAAUUUUUUCCCAAGAAAGAACCAAAUUGCUGAAUGCUUCUUUUUUUUAGUUAUUCUCCUUGUGAACUUGUCAAAACUUGGGGGUUUUAUCAACUUUUUUUAUUGGUUCA